This is a messenger RNA of Klebsormidium nitens, 1932 nucleotides long. The record is from the annotation of a GenBank genome assembly. Lineage: Eukaryota; Viridiplantae; Streptophyta; Klebsormidiophyceae; Klebsormidiales; Klebsormidiaceae.
GAAUCUAGAUCCGCGGAAGAGGAUCGAUCGGGCGCCUGCCUGAGCCUGAGGUUCAAUCAGAAAAUCGAAUUUACAGCAGAGGCAUCGGGGCAACAGGAGUUUGAGGAGGCGCACCUACCUAUCACGCAGGAGCACCAUUGGCAUUGAAACGACUUGCUGUAAAGCCUCCAGUCCGUUCUCAGCUACCAAAGUUCUGGGUAAAUCUGAUUGUUACGAUGGCAUCUUCUGUGGCGUCAAGAAGCGUAUUUAGGGGCAUCAGCUCCCUGCAGGAGACUUGUAGAUCUGUGAGCGAGCAGCGGACUUCUGUUGCCAAACCGUUUGCCAGAACCUCUUUGAAAGGAUGUACACCAUCCGCACCACUUCGGACACUGAAACGGGGGUCCAGCACAUUCCUUGGGGCUUCUCACAAGUCGUUCCUCCCUUCUCUUCCUCCAAAGCCAGUCCGGGCUACCAGGCAGAGCGGUGUGUGUCGAGCCGAAAGUGUUGGGGCUAUUGGUGGAGGUGGGGCCGUGAAAGAGCGCAGCCAUUUUGAGAAAGUUGUUGAGCUACUCACAACAAUGUUCCCAGUCUGGAUUAUCAUUGGAACGGUUGUUGGUUUGUGGCGGCCAAGCUAUGUGACCUGGCUGAGCUCGGACCUCUUCACGCUGGGCCUGGGCUUGCUCAUGCUCUCCAUGGGCCUUACCCUCUCAGUCGACGACUUUCGGCAGAUCGCCCGCAAUCCUUGGACCAUCCUGUGUGGUUUUGUCGCCCAGUAUUUUGUGAAGCCGCUCCUCGGUUUUGCGAUCGCUCAAGCUAUGAACCUCCCCGCCCCCCUAGCUACCGGCCUCAUCCUGGUCUCAUGUUGCCCGGGAGGGCAGGCGUCCAACGUGGCCACCUAUAUUGCUCAUGGAAAUGUGGCUCUUUCUGUCGCGAUGACGACGGCUUCCACAGUUGCUGCUAUCAUGAUGACUCCUCUUCUGACCAAGGUGCUGGCGGGGCAGCUGGUUCCAGUUGACGCCGUGGGCCUUGCGUUGAGUACCUUCCAAGUGGUCCUCCUUCCCACAGUUGUUGGAGUUGUGGCCCACGAGUGCUUCCCGAAAUUUACUGCGAAGAUUUCGACCUUCACCCCCCUCAUCGGAGUUAUCCUAGUGACCCUUCUGUGCGCCAGCCCUAUUGGUCAGGUUGCUGACGUCUUGAUGACGUCAGGUGCCUCCCUGAUCUGGCCCGUGCUGGCCCUCCACACGUUUGCUUACGGCCUGGGUUACUUCCUCAGCAAAAUUGCAGGGUUCGGGGAGAAGACUUCUCGAACAGUAUCCAUUGAGUGUGGCAUGCAGAGCUCUGCCCUCGGCUUCCUGCUUGCUCAGAAGCACUUCAGCAACCCGCUGGUGGCCGUGCCGUCGGCAGUCAGUGUUGUCUGCAUGGCGCUCCAAGGCGCUCUCAUUGCCGUGGUUUGGCGGAAUCAGCCUAUCGCUGCUACCGAUAAGGAUGACUUUGUAGCAAUUGCCUAGGGUUGAAUAAGUUGACCCCUGAAGCUGUGCAGACAUUUUUUGUAAGGUAGGCGCUAUUGUGUUGCUAAGUGCGUUGGAAGGGUGGCUUGCUCGACCAUGAGUACCUGAGAUAGACAGUCUUGUUAAGCAGUCGCAUUGGAACGUUGAGGUCAUCCUAUCAUGGAGCGGAAUCUUGGAUCAAGCAGACAUCACUGAAGUUCGCGGCUAGGAGCCUUGUGGAAAUGAUGGAAGUCGAAAGUGACAUGAUUGACCAUGCUUGUAUAGUCUCUCAUCACGAUGGAUCACAAGGGUAAAUGUCGUUGCUAUGCUGGAGUAGUACGUUCUCUAGUUGAUCACGGGGUAAUGAUCAUCGGCCUAUGUAAAAGGCGCACUUAAAAAGAAACGCAUGUGCACGUUCGUGCCAGCCCGCACACGGCACAAUUUCAAACCCGCUCAACGAGGAGCA